Messenger RNA from Rhineura floridana, 5337 nucleotides. RefSeq names its product regulator of G protein signaling 12 (gene RGS12). Gene Ontology annotation, biological process: signal transduction. Bases 441 to 4946 code for a protein of 1501 amino acids. Gene Ontology annotation, molecular function: protein binding; GTPase activator activity. Lineage: Eukaryota; Metazoa; Chordata; Lepidosauria; Squamata; Rhineuridae. The record is from RefSeq and is a predicted model, not a curated record. The transcript is spliced from 18 exons.
CCGCCAUACCCUCACAAAGCGAGAACCUAAUUUCCCAACAUGCUUCACGCGCUGUAGUCUCUGAGUGGCGGUAGAAAGUGGCAUGGUGGGAGUUGUAGUCUAUCAAAACUAUACACUAUUGUCUUUUCUCUGUGCCGCAAGCCACGCCAGUUUGUCGGACUAGCCGAGGGCCGGUGAUAGACAGCUCUUUUUGACCAGUGGCGGAUGAGGCUGUCGCUGAGGCGGGCAUGCAGGUCGGCGGGCAUCACCCUAGUAACCGUGUCGGGGCGAGGGUUGACUGCUUUGAAGAAGACCUACUUGUGUGGUCUCCCAGCCCCGCGGCGAGAGAGCGGGGAGCGCGAAGAGGACCUCACCGGAUAACAGAACGAAAAUUCCUUCCUGGCAUCCCAUGAAACAUUAGCACUGGAUUGCAUAGACUUUCUUUUCCAACAAAUACCAGCAUGUAUAGACCAGGAGAGAAAGUGAAACGUCGGAUGCGUAUUCAUGGUUCCAGCAUAAGAAGUGUUGAAGUUGCUAGAGGGAGAGCAGGGUAUGGGUUUACUCUUUCUGGUCAGGCUCCUUGUAUUCUUAGUUGUGUUUUAAAAGGUAGCCCUGCUGAUCAUGUGGGACUUAAAGCAGGAGAUAAAAUAUUUGCAAUAAAUGAAAUCAGUGUGAAAAAGGCAUCCCAUGAAGAUGUGGUGAAGCUAAUUGGCAAAUGCUCUGGGGUUUUGCAUAUGGUCAUUGCUGAAGGGGUUGGCCACAUAGACUCUUGUUCAAGCGAUGAAGAAGUUGGGUUUUAUGAUGGGAAGGGGUGGCUAAAGCCAAAGCCUGACUCAAAAGGAUUGGGUAUAAACAGAGCAGAGAAGGUUGUGGAAGAAAUGCAAUCUGGUGGAAUUUUCAACAUGAUCUUUGAAAAUCCUAACACUUCUGCUGGUACUAUGCAGACCUCAAUAAGAAAGCAAAUGCUGGUUCAUGAAACUGCUCCUGUUAAACUAGAAAUAGGACAUGAAAAUAUAAAUAAUAACCCUAAUAUUCUCAGUAAUGAGGAACUGCCAAAAGUCUUGAAUGAUGUCUCAAUUUUUAGAAUUGGAGUGGAAAACCAGGAAUAUUUUGGAUUAGAUGCAAGCAUUUUAAAUGUGGCAAUGGUUGUAGGCUACCUAGGAUCAAUUGAACUUCCAUCCUCAAGUUCAAAUCUGGAAUAUGAUAGUUUGCAGGCUAUUCGUGGAUGCCUGCGACGUCUUCGGGCAGAACAAAAAAUCCAUUCACUGGUUAUAAUGAAGAUUAUGCACGACUCUAUUCAACUCUGCAAUAAUAAAUCUGGUGUGAUUGCAGAAUAUCCUGCGGAGAAGCUAGCAUUUAGUGCUGUAUGCCCUGAUGACAGAAGAUUCUUUGGACUAGUUACCAUGCAAACCGUUGAUGACGCAAGUUUGACUCAGGAAGAUGAAGCAGUUUUAAGGACAUCGUGCCAUGUGUUUAUGGUGGAUCCAGAACUAUUUCAUCAUAAAAUCCACCAGGGCAUUGCACGGCGUUUUGGUUUGGAAUGCACAGCAGAUCCGGACACUAAUGGCUGUCUAGAAUUUCCAGUGUCAUCUCUCCCUGUUCUUCAGUUUGUCUCUGUUUUGUACAGGGAUAUGGGGGAAUUGAUUGAGGGAGUUCGGACAAGGGCCUUUCUUGAUGGCGAUGCAGAUGUUCAUCAAAAUAACAGCAUGAGCAGUAAUAGUGAUAGUGGUAUUGGAAAUUUUAACCAAGAAGAGAAAAAUAAUAGAGUAUUGGUAGUUGAGCUAGGAGCGAACUCAAGUAAACAUGCUCUUAGUGGUAUACAAGACAAUCCAAUAGGUAGAGGUCAGGCUGUUUCCCAUUGGACAUUCAGUCAUGAACAAGAAGGAAACUCUGCAUUAGAAGUAAUGUUUCAGAAUGAUAAAUCACAAAAUCAAAGUAAAUUCCUAGCUCCUUCAGCUCGCAUUGAAGUUCCACUAGUUCCUUCACAAAACUCAAUUACAUCAUGCAAGAAAAAUUCUAUGAACAUUUCCAAUCAAAGAUGGUUGCCAGUUCAUGUGUUAAAAGACUGGCAACCUGGAUGUGUAAGUGACCAAGAGUCAUACACAGAUUCUACAGAUGGCUGGUCCAGUGUUAAUUGUGGUACUCUUCCACCUCCAAUGAGUAAGAUUCCUGCUGACAGAUACCGAGUUAAUGGCAGCUUUGGGCAGCCUCAUCUAAUGUCUCAAAAGAAUGAAAUGUCAAAAAAUGGGCUUCAUAUACAAAACACAUUUGACUCUCAACACAGUGUCAGAAAGGCCAAAGAACAUAAAAAGUGUGCAAAGUUUGGACCUACUUCUGGAUUAGUACAGCUUCCUCAGCGUUCUUCUGGUCGAAGAUCAUUUGGACGGUCGAAGAGAUUCAGCAUUACUCGCUCACUUGAUGAUCUUGAGUGUGCAGCUGUGUCUGAUGGAGAGCUAAAUAACACAGAUUUGAAAGAUUGUGUCAGUGAUAAUAGCCUCAGCAGUAAUGCUAGCCUCCCAAGUGUCCAGAGCUGCCGACGACAUCAAGAAAGGAGAGUUGCAAGUUGGGCUGUUUCAUUUGAACGGCUUCUGCAGGAUCCAAUUGGCGUUAGAUAUUUCUCUGAAUUUUUACGGAAGGAAUUUAGUGAAGAAAAUAUUUUAUUCUGGCAGGCUUGUGAAUAUUUUAACCACAUAUCUGUUCAUGACAAGAAAGAGCUUUCUUUCAGAGCUCGGGAGAUCUUUAAUAAGUUUUUAUGUAGCAAAGCUACAACCCCGGUUAAUAUUGAUAGCCAAGCACAGUUGGCAGAUGAUGUUCUCAAUGCACCACAUCCAGAUAUGUUCAAGGAUCAACAGCUUCAGAUUUUCAACUUGAUGAAGUUUGACAGUUAUACACGUUUCCUGAAAUCUCCACUUUACCAAGAAUGUAUUUUGGCAGAAGUGGAAGGUCGGCCUGUUCCUGAUCCACAAUAUGUUCCCAGCAGCCCUACUUCUAAACACAGUUUUGGUUCUGAACGGUCAACACCAAAAAAGUUAAGUGGAAAAUCUAAGUCUGGACGAUCCUUAAAUGAAGAAUCUGGAGAGGAAGACGUUGAAAAAAAGAAAAAAGGAACAUUUUUUUCCUGGUCUAGAAGCAAGAGUUUGGGAAGAUCACAGAAGAAAAAGGAGAAUGGUGAUUGUUCCAAAGAUUUCCCCACAGAUUCCUCUCAAACCAAUGGAUUGUCCUACAGACAUGAAUCUCAAGACUCAUUGUCAUCAGCUGCAAGUCUUGAAAUGCUUGACUCCUAUAGGGCAUCUACAUCUGUAACUGAGAAAGAAAAGUCUUCUAAAAGCUGCCAUAUAAAUCUUCCAGAUGGCUCAUCAUAUACAAUGACCAUUAGAGCUGGAUUCUCAAUCAAAGAGAUGUUAUCUGGAUUCUGUGAGAAACAAGGCAUUAACAUAGCUGCAGUCGAUCUGUUUUUAAUUGGUGGAGACAAGCCACUUGUAUUGCAUCAGGACAGCAGCAUUUUGGAUUCUCGAGCUCUUCGUUUAGAAAAGAGAACUUUAUUUCGGCUGGAUCUCAUUCCUAUCAAUAGAUCUGUUGGCUUAAAAGCUAAACCUACCAAACCAGUAACAGAAGUCCUUCGACCAGUGGUUGCAAAAUACGGUUUAAACCUUAAUAAUCUUGUGGCAAGGCUGAAUGGUGAGCAGGAGCCAUUAGAUCUUGGUGUUCCCAUCUCUAAUCUGGAUGGGCAACGGGUUAUUCUAGAUGAAAAGCUUCCAAAAAAGGGAAAAGACCAGGGAAAGGGGGCAUCAUUAAAACACAGUACAGCUAUAACUUCUAAUGCAAGAAAUCAAGCACCUACAGGAGAGGGAAGAACUCUAGGAAAGUCUAAUUCUAUUAUAAUAAAAGGAGAAAGUGGAAAAAACUCUAGGGAUGUCCAUCUAGCAAAAAGAGAAGAAUGUAUUGCACAGACGGGGGCAAAAAAAUGUCAGAAAAUUAAUUUGGACGAAGCAGAGGAAUUUUUUGAACUCAUAUCCAAAGUGCAAAGUAACAGAGUAGAUGACCAACGGGGGCUGCUGAGAAAGGAAGACCUGGUUUUGCCUGAAUUUCUUCAUUUGCCUUCUUAUGGGACCAAAUCUUCUUCAUCUAUCCCAGAAGGGUCCAGAGGCUGCAGCAAGAGAACUGCAUAUCUUGAUGUCAAGGACAAAUGCACACAGCUAAGUGGCAAAGUGAACUUCAUGAGCAACUGUAGUGAAAGUUCAACAAUGAAAACUGAUCUUUCAGACAGUAAACAGAAAUCAUCUGUGCUGGCAACUGGCUCCAGCCAGAAGGCUAGCAGUGUUCCUUUUGGUGCCCCGCUGUCGCCAAUUCCACUUUUACAAGAUGCCACCAUAUGGAAAAGGCAAUCAAAAGAGCUACAGGGCGAAAGUAUACAAACUAUUGAGGAGGACAAUAUAGCAGACUUGACUCUGGUGGCUGAGGGAGACAUUAAUAGCCCCAACAGUAGGUUACUGCCAUCACCACUCUCUUCUUCAGACAAAAGCACUCUUGCAGAAGCCAAGUAUCCACCUCCAGUUUCACUAACAGAUAAUCAGGAAAAAACUACUUAUGAGAAAUCCAUAUCAGGUGUGAGCCACAGAAAGAAAAAAGAUGUGCAAGCAGCUGGAGGAAACCUGUUUGAACAAAGUUCUAAAAAAACUAGUCACAAAUUUAACUCUGGUGAAGUUAGGGGGGAAACAUUCAGAAAUGAACUCCCUAUAAAUCGUGUAAUAGAUGUGGAUGGAGUUGCACCAGAAGACAGCCUGGAAUGGUCUUGUAGUGAAUCAGAAGGGAACCUCAGUUUUGAAGGCUGUAUCUCAGAGUUAAAAUCUUGCAGAGGGAGGAUGCGAACAGGUGUUUACAGGACAUCAGAUCUUCCAUCUCUUAUUGUUGUUAAGAGUGAGAACAAUAAGGACAAUAAGAUUCAAUUUAAAGCAACAUUUGUAUGACAUUGUUAUAUCCAUGGUUCCAGAAGCUUCUUCCUCCCAGGUCAUUAAUAAGCAUUAGUGCAUUUGUCAGAUUCAUUGCAUCAAGAUGCUAAGAGACUUCAACUUAUGCUCCUUAUUGCCUUUGGACCAUAAGCACAAUUUGCACAGUUCACUUUUACUGAGAGACAGGGAAACCGAUUGACAGCACUUGGGAAAAUCCCAUGGAAAAAUCAAACUUGCUUCAACGUUUACCCAAAUUUAUUGGCCAAUAUCACAUUUGUAUGGCUAAUGAACCAAAUACUAAUGCACUAUGUAAAACCUUUUUAGUCACAGCAGCAGAACAAUUUCAGGUCUCCUUAAUAACCUCAGCAGAAGUUUAUCAAGCAGCUUCAGGGGUUUUAGUAAAGUUUUU